This is a messenger RNA of Phragmites australis (common reed), 927 nucleotides long. RefSeq lists its product as uncharacterized. Lineage: Eukaryota; Viridiplantae; Streptophyta; Magnoliopsida; Poales; Poaceae. The record is from RefSeq and is a predicted model, not a curated record. Gene Ontology annotation, molecular function: nucleic acid binding; zinc ion binding. Bases 1 to 927 code for a protein of 308 amino acids. The transcript is spliced from 2 exons.
AUGGAGGAUCAAGGUGUUUGGGAGGUAGUCGGGCCAACGGCCGGUGCAGUCAUUGACAAAAAGAAGGACAAGAAGGCAAGGUCGUAUCUCUUCCAAGGGCUCCCGGAGGAUCUCCUGAUGCAGGUGGCAAGGAAGAAAACUGCAAAUGAGGUCUGGGACUAUCUGAAGACAAGGUUCGUAGGCGCGGAUCAUGUCAAGAAUGCACGGCUACAGACGUUGAAGAGUGACUUCAAUACUAUGCGCAUGGAGGAGGGAGAGACGUUGGACCAGUACGCCGAAAAGCUUAACACCAUGUUCGUCAGAUACGCCAAUCUAGGGGAGACGCUUAACAAUGCUGCAUUUGUCAAAAAAAUUGUUCGACGCCAUGCUGGAUCAAUUCCUGAGUGUGAUUGUGGGAUUGAGCAGUACUACAACCUCGACAAGAUACCAUUCGAGGAAGCCAUGAGCAGCAAUAGCACCAGCGACGGCCAGCUCCUUCUCACUCAGGCAGAGUGGCAGGCCCGACAGAAGAAGGAUGGCAACAACUCCUCAUUGAGCAACAAGGGAAAAUCCCACCCUGCUGUAGAUAGCAGCAACCGCGGCCGAGGUGGUCAUGGAUGUGGUAGAGGUCGUGGCGAUACGUCACACAAUGACGAGGAGAGUGGCUCAGGCGGUAGUCGUUGCUACAAGAGCCACAUCAAGUGCUACAACUGCUACAAGACGGGGCACUACAUGAACAAGUGCAAGGCACCAAAGAAAAAAGAGGAAGAGAAAGGCGUGACACAUAUCACCCAUAUUGAUGACACCGAGCUGGCCUUACUGCUCGCAGUGUCAAAGGAGUCAGUAUCAGGACUACAGCAGAGGCAGGAUGUUGUGUUGCUGAAUGAGGAGAAGUUAAAGCCGGAACUGCAUGACACAACGGAGGGAGGCUCCAACUUUGAGGUCUAG